This is a messenger RNA of Lates calcarifer (barramundi perch), 6784 nucleotides long. RefSeq lists its product as uncharacterized. Bases 1394 to 5452 code for a protein of 1352 amino acids. The record is from RefSeq and is a predicted model, not a curated record. Lineage: Eukaryota; Metazoa; Chordata; Actinopteri; Centropomidae. The transcript is spliced from 17 exons.
GCAUCUUUCAAUGCCAGGUAGUAUCUAAACAUUUCAGUCGGUGCCAUAAAAGAACCGAAGUUCGGUACCCAGCCCUACUCAGGAUCAACCCUCAUGUCACCUCGUAGCCACACACUCAUAAGCACUUGGAGCUGUAGUUAGUUAAGCUCCCUGCUUAUCGUGAUUAGCUGCAACAGGCUGUUGGGCGACCGCUAGGCCCCCUACUUAGAUAGAAUGAUUAGCAUUAGGUUCUUUGUACACAUGGUGGACAGUGACAUGCAGGAAUUGACCAAUUCAGUGUUUGCUUUUUAGAGGUUGAUAUCAAAGACACACCUUUAGAUACUGGGUAUUUGGAUGACAUACUAUUCAUGCUUUGCAGAUGCAUUAAAAAUACAUCUUGGAGUUCCCAUCACAAACAUCUGUCAACUGAGAAAAUUGAUUUGUCAUCACCAAGUGCUGUAAUGAAAAAUGCAAAUCCAUUAUAUGAAAGCAGAACAGGGCAAUGGACCAGCAUACAGUAUACUGAAUGGAUUUCUAGCACUUCCACUGUUGUGCCGUGUUGUGUCUCUGUUAGAGGUGUGUCUCUUAUUGUCUCGCUGUUAAGGGUGUGACCAUAUUAAAAUGUGAUGAUUUUUCUCGUUGAAGUGAGAGAUGUGGUCUUGAGAAAAAAGAGUGGAGGAUAAGGGCAUGGGGGGGCAGUCUCUUGUAUCCCACUUGUCUCCUCCCUCUUUAUCCUCCUCCCUCUAGCCCUCCCUCUACCACUGGUGGUGGCUGAGAGGGAGGAGAGGAGUGAGGCAUGCAGCAGCCACUCAGUCAUUUAGUCAAUUGUUUUCCCUCCAGCUGACUACUCCAAGGAUCUGUACUAAACUUCCUCUCAAAGCCAGAAUUCUCCAGGGAGAAAAGCCUGUUUUUGAAGACACAAAAAAUUCUAACUCAUUUUAGAAGGAGAUUGCUAUUUUUUUUUAACUUUCUUUCUAUAAUUUUGAUCUUCUUGUGUAAUAUUCUCAACCUGCCAUUAUCCAUCUUUGGCUGUUGUUGUAUGUAACCACCAGAGUGGUUAAAAUUGGCUUGUCCUGCAUCUGCUGUUAAAUUUUGGAGAAAUAUCUGUCUGUCUAAUUUGACUUUAGUGGAGGAACCUUGCAGGAUGGUUUGACUUGGAGUAGAAAGCGAUCUUCUCUUUUGUCUUGCAUCCUCUUUGUUGCAAACGGAGUUAAGUCACUGGGGUUCAGGAAAGAAACGGAGACUGAUGUCGGAGAAAACCACAAGGUGUUGGAUUUGAGGGUUUUGUAUUCCACAGAUCAGGGGAAACCAUCACUGACUUUGUAAAGCGUGAGGAGGACGUCUACUGUUUUUGGGGAAGGAAUUUUAAAGUUUUUGCUUCACAUCAGUGUUACAGCAUGGCUGGGAUGUAUGGAUGUUUCAAGGGCAGGAAAUGAAGCGGAGGAUGUCACCAUGGGGAGCCAGCUCUGGAAGUGGGCCCAGCAGUGACAGUGCUGCCAUGGCAUCAGGACCUCCAGAUGUGAUGGCCAAUCAGGAGCCUGCUGAAGUCCAGGAACAGUGUUCAGGAAAGAAAAAGUCCAAGUUCCAGACAUUUAAAAAAUUAUUUGCCAGGAAGAAGAGAAAGGAGCCGUCAGGUGCUGGUGCAGACGCAGGGCUUAAAGCCAGCCAAUCUAGUGACAAUGUCAGCAAAACAUCAGAGAAUAACACACUCACUCGAUCGGAUCAGGAUAAGGGCUCUGGGUCAAAGAUCAGCCUGGGCAGCAAGGCCUUGUCACAUGACUCUGUCUUUGUUUCUGACUCGUCGGAGGCUAACGAGGCUCUGGGGGCGUCUCAGGACAGCAUUCAUGGGAAAGUGAAAUCACUACAGCUCCAGUUGAAGCAGGCCAUCAGACUGGGCUCCCCUCCAUCCCUGAUGUGUGUGAAGAGAACAGACGAUGCUGGAACCAUGUCUGAAGAUGAUGGUUUACCCUGCAGUCCACCUGAAUACACCACACUUCACACAGUCAUGAAUCAGGCUCAGAGGAACAGUUCGAUCAGUCUGGAGGGAGUAGACAGUGAUGACGAUCAGCUCUCCUGUGCAGCCUCCAGUAGAGCAAUGAGCCCCCUGGUGGUUCCAGGGGACUUCAGUCAGCCAGCCAGUCCCUUCGCCUGUCUGGACAACUCUGCUGCCAAACACAAGCUGGGCCUGAGACACAAAGCCUGCAACAAGAGGAAACCUGCCAGUAGGCUGGAGUUGAAAACAGAGGGAGACUCUGUGGUGGAUGAGAUGCUGAACACCUCCAUAACAGAAGCUUUGGUGGAGCAAGAACAACAGAAGACUGAAGUUGUAAGUUUUGAUGAGCUGCAGCCAAAAGUGGAGAGGGAAGAGGAAGAAGAGGAGGAGGAGGAGGAGCAGGAGAAAGAGCAACCACAGCAAUCCAGACAAUCCCUGUUGAGAGACAAGGAGGAGAGGGAGGAGGGAGAGGAUGAGUCGGAAACUGAACAGGAUGUUUCUCACAGCCCGGACACUUCCUCUCCUCCUGAGCUGAGUCUCUCAGAGGAGGAAGCCCCGGACGCCCUGCCCUCCUCCAAGCUCAGCUCCAGAGCCUCCUCUCUGGAUAGUCCCAGAGCUACACCAGAGCCCCCUGCUGGUCCAAAGGAGUAUUUACUGGACCCUCCAGGUAUCGCCUAUGGAGCAGAGGAGAGCAGGGUUGAAAGGGAGCUGGUACUGAGAGCAGAAGAAGAUGAAGUCCAGGAAAACCAGGAGGAGGAGAGCUCACUCUUACAGGAGGUACUGAGUUCUUUGAAGACUCCCCUUGCGUCUUGCCCGCUGGGUGUGGAGACUGAGGGCAUCGUCCUGGAGAUGGAGGAGGAGAUAAAGGAAAAGGAAAAAGAAGAGGAAGAGGAGAUAGAAGAUGAGGAGGAGAUGAAGGAAGAGGAAAAAGAAGAGGAAGAGGAGAUAGAAGAUGAGGAGGAGAUGAAGGAAGAGGAGGCAGAGGAGGAUGAACCUGUCAGUUAUGAGGCUGCUCCCUCAGGCUUGCUAGUGUUGGGUCACACCACUGAGGAAGAGGACGAGAUUUCCACACCUCCCUGUCAAAAAGAAGUGAUUCCAAUUGAAGAGGAGGCAAAAGAUGAAGAGGGAGAAGCAGCAGCAGAGGAGGAAGAAGAACUAGCUGUGGAACAAUUCGACCAUGGUCAAGAAGAAGAAGAAGAAGAAGAAGAAGCAGAGAAUGAGGAGGCAGAGGAAGUCAAACCUGAGGAGGAAAAUGAUGUGCUUACAAGAAAAACUGACAUCCCGGCAGAGGAAGAAAGACAAGAGGGAGAGAGUGAGGGAGAGGAGGAGGCAAUGGAGCUGGAGAAGGAGCCAGUGGUGGAGGAGGAAGGAUGGGAAAAGAGAGAAGAGGGUGACGAGGAGGUGGAGGAAAUGAGUGGGAACAUGGAGGAGGCAGAGGAAGCAAAUGAAGACAGGGAGGACGUGGAAGAAAUGACAGAGACCUUCCCUGACGCAGCAGAAGAAGAAGUUGGAGUUGCCAUGUCAUUGCAGGAGGCAGAUGAAAGUGUAGAUGCUGUGGGUGGGGAUAAGACUGUGUGCACUGCAAAACACACAAGUGAUGAUGAAAUCCCUGCAGAGCUGGGUGAAGUGCAAGAGGGGCAAGAAAUAGUGGAGGAGGAUGUAGAGAUUGACCAGUCAGAACAAAAAUCAGACCACGAGGAAGAUGUGGAAAUGAAUCAACCUGAUGUGGAUGAAACUGAACAAGAAAAUCUAGAAAUAUCCUAUACAGACACGAAACAAGUGGAGAAAGAUCAAACUGAAGCUGCAGAACAAGCUACUGUUGCUUCCAGGCUCCCUUCAUUGUCUCUUCCAGAGUCACGUCAGGAGACUCAAUCACAAGAGAGUGGGACUAUUUCUCCCAGUAAGACCAGUACUAUCCACAUAAAUCUAGUCUCCCCCAGCUCAGAAAAAGUCACAUCUUUCUUCCAACAGUCCCCAACUGCUGCAGAGAAGAAAGAAAAUUUCACUGAGUCACCUUCUAAUGCUGAAGCAGCCACAGAGCAACAUGAAGCAUCCACAGAUGAUCAACAAGCUGAUUCUGUGGAAGAAGUGGAGGAAGAAAAACAGCCUGGCCUGGAAGAUCAAACUGCACCUCCCGCCUCUGUGCAGGAAGCAGUCAACCAGCCAUCCAGUAGUUCAGAUCAGAGUAAAGUCCGCUUCACCAUCGCCCCUGCCUGGCAGAGAUCACAAAGUUUGACUCCUCCCUCCUCUCCGCCGGCCUCCGUCUCCUCUUUGUCAUCUGCCGUCACAGGACCUGGAGGUGAGGAGGUGGAAGCUACAAUCAAGAAGGAUCCAGCUGUGAAAGCAGAGGCAGCAAGUUCACCUAAGGUCGAAUUAGUGUUGAGUCCUGGUAGAGCGAGGAGCGCAGGGAGCACUGCCAAACCACAGAGCAACGCAACACCGUCUCCAUCCUCAGUUAAACCUCAGACUUCAGCUGCUGCAAGCACAGAAGAAAACUCAGUCGUAGUGGAGGGAAACCCAGACAAUCCAUUUGGAGUCCGGCUGAGGAAGACAUCAGGUCUGCACCGCUUCAGUUCAGAGGAGGAAAACACAGAGUCUCCCAUCGAGUCUCAGAUUCAGCCAACCAGCUGUAAAGCUGAGCCACCACAGCCAAUCAGUGUUAAGCCCUCGAUAAGUCAGCCAGUCAGUAACAAACCUGCCCUCCCUAAGAAACCAGACGUACAUGGGGACAGUGGAGGAAAACCCAAGCGUAUCUCAGAGCCAGCUGCAGCUCGUGGUGUUUCUGGUGGAUCUGAUUCUCCCAGCUGGAUCUCUGUGGCCAAACAGAAACAGAAGAUCUAUAAAGAAAACUCACUGGAUGAGAUCACUGUCAAGAAGGAGGAACAAGAGAGGAAGUCUUCACUGCCAAUGUACGUCAGCUCAGCUGCCAGCAGUCAGCAGAGCAGCAAAACAGCCGAGUCCACCAGCAAAGUGAGUUCAUUGGAGAUCAGUAAGACUUCAGCGUCUGUAGAAAAGGAGCCAAGGAGAGCUCUGUCUCCUCCAACUCCAGUGCCACCUCAGCCUUCAAAAGCCCAGUCACUGCCCUGUCCAGUCCCUCCAAAACCCCACAUUCCACCUGCCACCACAAAACCUCCACCCCAGCCCAACCCAGCCCAAAGAUCCCUGUCCCCUCCUACUCCGGUUCCUGUUCCCUAUAAAUCUCCCUCUUGCACAAGCCCUCCAUCUCUCUCCAAAACUACCACCUCCUCACCUUCCUCCAAGACGCCCCAGCCUCAGAGUACGACAGUCACCUCCGCUUCUUUCUCACCGAGAACCGCUCCAGAAAAGUCUGGUUCAAAAGCUCCCGGGCUUUCUGGACAGACCCCGCCCUCCCAGCGAGGCCUGCCUCCCCCUGCUCUGCCCCAGGAUGAGCCUCCGUGGAUGGCUCUGGCCAAGAAGAAGGCCAAAGCCUGGAGCGAGAUGCCCCAGAUUGUCCAGUGACAACCCCAGGUUUAAGUAAGUUCAUGCGCAGGGGCCCAAGCCAAAGAAGACCUAUAAAGGUUACAUCUGAAAGAGGGUCGGAGUGGGCCGAGAGUCUGGAUGGACCAGAAUGCAUUUGCACACAGAGUUAUUGUUGUUUUUUGUUGUUUUCUUAUUUCCCUGGCUUCAGGCUUCAGAUUGGUACAAACCCAGUCACACAGCUAAAGACAGCCUCUGUUUAACCCCUUCUUUCUGUACGUCCUCGUGUUGUACAGUCACAUUUUCUAAAUGACAGGGUAGGACCCCGAAAGAUAAUGCGUCUUACUUGAAGUGGAUCCAUAUUUUUUUUCAUCAGUCUUAGUACUGUUAUAAGGUGCCUGAAUGACAGUAAAGACAUGUAGCCUCACAGCAGUAAACAUUCUUUUUUAUUUAAGGUAACACAAUUGACCCCAGCUGAUAUCACUAAACGUCAGGGAGGGACAGAAGGAGACUUUAUUUUAUAAAGAGGAUACUUUAUUCACAGAGGAAAGAGACAAAGUAAAUCUUGAGGUGAGUGAUUCAUUUAUUCUGUCCCAUGAACAAGCGGACAGGAUGCUGGUUUUCUGCCGGUCUCAGUGUGUUUCUGUGUGUGUGUGUUUAUUUUAAGGCAGUGAUACAUGCUCACAGUUUGAGGAAUGUGGAAAAUCUUCAUAGCCUGAGAGUAAAUGGGAUAACAUCCAAGUUAAGCUGGAGAAAAAUUUGCUGAACUAACUGCUGCUGGUCAUGAGUUUUGGUCAAAUUUGCUGAUCCACAGUUCUUCUGCGUGUCAGUUUCUUUAGACAAAUAUAUUUCUUAUAAUAUGAUCCACAGAUACUAAACUAAUGAUGUUUGUUGUGUUAGCGAGUGUGUCCAACACCUUUCAGGUUGUCAGUGUAAAUUAUAUUUUUAAUUUUCACUUUUGAUAUUUUGAAUACAGAUCAUGUGUCAGCAUCCUACAGAAAUCUCCAAUCUCCUAAAAGUCAGCUCUUCAGGAAUUAGGAGAAACUAUCAUCACACUGACCUUUGUGUCUUUUUAAUAUUUUUUACUACAUCAUCAUGUUGGCAGUGUGAUUGCAGGUUAUGUAACAUUUUCCAAUUACAACUAAGCAUGUAAAUAAAUCAAUAUACACAAUUAGCUACUUGGAGGUUGGUUUGCUGCAGGAUGCAAAGCAUCACUAAAGGACAGCGAGUGUCACAGUUGAGAGUUUCCUUUGUAUCGAUUAAAUCUAUAUCUCACAGUAACUAUAUAUGUUUUAUGCAUUUUGUUUUAUUUUGUAUUGCCUUUUGAGAAUUUGUCUUGUACAUAAAAUGUGCAGUAAAGAACAACUGAAAUUG